This is a messenger RNA of Gaeumannomyces tritici R3-111a-1, 4508 nucleotides long. RefSeq lists its product as hypothetical. The transcript has a single exon. Gene Ontology annotation, biological process: water transport; glycerol transmembrane transport. Gene Ontology annotation, cellular component: plasma membrane. Lineage: Eukaryota; Fungi; Ascomycota; Sordariomycetes; Magnaporthales; Magnaporthaceae. The record is from RefSeq and is a predicted model, not a curated record. Gene Ontology annotation, molecular function: water channel activity; glycerol channel activity. Bases 596 to 1777 code for a protein of 393 amino acids.
CUCGCAAAGCGCGGCUAGGCGCAACCAAGAGGAAUGCUUGUCUUGUUUGUGUCCCCCGCGGAUAUGCCAUUUUGAUCACCUUUUUGCUCAUGACCCCCCGCGCUGGCAUCGGCCUCCGAGUGGCGCGCAUCUCAUUUCGUCAGAAUUUUCUCGUCUCCUCCGAUCGAAAUUUUCGCCAGGCCAUGCUCCGAGGCUCGCUUGCUGUUCGGCGGUAAAGGUAUCAAGCGAUGCUGUCAUGCCCGCCAGCCUUCGGCCUUGCCUCUUUGGCAAAAACAACACCACCUCAUCUUGGCGAGCGCCAUAUCCCGUUCAGUGUCGUAGGCCAUCACCAGCCCUUGGCCUGGGCACAGGUCAAGGGCUCCUUGGCAGUGCCUCUCCCAUGAAGGAUAUUAAGCCCGUGUCGCCGUCUUCAGUUUGCGUUUUCCCCUAUUCAUCAUCAGCAUCAAGCCUUAUCUAGAGUCGAGAGCUACAACUCCUCUCAUCAUCAUAACCAUCAUCUCCACCGCUGCGGAUAUCAGCCCUAUCCAACAGCCAGCCAACCAACACCGAACCAAACAAUACCAUAUACCGCAGGAAACACAUUAAAGCCUACGUUAUGGCUUCAACACUAGUGGCGUUAGAACUCCCCCACGACACUUUAUCCGACCUCCACAAUGACCCCCUAUCCCACCUGCACAUGUCGCUGAGUCGCGCCCACACCCUGCACGGCGACAGCCCCGCCUGCUUGACGCCAUCGCAGUCGUCAAUGUCCUUCUCGGCCCCCCACAAGAAGCAGGCAGCCCAGCAGGUCGACUGCGCCGUCCACGACGCGCUGGAGCGACACGUCUCGCAGCAGCUGCCGCCGUACAAGCCCGUGUCGCAGCGCAAGCUCAGCCGCGAGGCCCGCAGGCCACGUUGGCUGCGCGAGUGCAUCGCAGAGCUCCUGGGCGUCUUCUUCUUCGUCUUCCCCGGCCUGGCCUCCAUCGCCGCCUUCACGAUCCACCACUCACUCGAUAAGGACAGCGCCUCGGCCUUUGGCUCCAUCUUCCAGAUCGGCUGGGGCAUGGGCAUGGGCGUCUCCUUCGCCGUCAUCACGUGCGCCCCGACCAGCGGCGGCCACUUCAACCCGGCCAUCACGCUCUGCCUGGCGCUCUGGCAGGGGUUCCCCUGGCGCAAGGUCCCGCGCUACAUCGUCAGCCAGAUCCUGGGCGCCUUCCUAGCCGCCCUGACCAUCCUCGCCAUGUACUGGACGCACAUCCAGGACAUGAUCGCCCGCCUCGUGGCCGAGGGCAAACCCCUGGUCGGCGGCGGCAGCCCGGCCUCCAUCUUCGCGCCGUACCCCAACGCCGACCAGCAGAGCAUGCUGCACGUGCUGCUGAUCGAGUUCUUCGCCGACGCCUUCAUCGCCGUGGUCGUGUGGGCCGCCCUGGACCCGUCCAACCCCUUCAUCCACCCGGCCUCGAUCCCGUUCGUCAUCGGCAUCGCCUACGCCGACAUGAUCUGGGGCUUCGGCGCCGUCACCCUCAGCACCAACCUGGCCAGGGACCUGGGCUGCCGCAUGGUGGCCGGCAUCCUCUUCGGCUCCGAGGCCUUCACCCACCGCAACUACGCCCCGAUCGGCAUGCUCGUCAACAUCCCCGCCACCCUGCUCGGCACCGCCGUCUACGAGCUCGCCCUCCGCGACAGCCUCAUGGUCAUUGGCAAGGGGCACGCGAGGCACGCCGACGGCGAGGCCGCCCUCUUCACGCAUAUGCGGAAGGCCAAGCUGCUCGACGAGGAGCAGGGCAUCAAGUGCUGAUUCGGGACUUUGCGACACCCCCUUUGGGGUGAUAUUCACCACGGGGCGUCGCGAGAACGAUAUUUCUUGUUUGCCAGUCUUCUUCACUCAGCCUCUUCUACUCAAUAUUGUUCAUCUUUAUUAAUAUUUGCGCCUUUUUAUUUUCCUUUUUUUAUGGAGAUACCUUGCUGUUUGUUUAUUUUCUUUUUCCUUAUGAGACUAUGCAGCAUGGAACGGAUCGAAAAAGACGGAUUAGAACGCAUUUACAAGGAGUACUUCAUAUUAGAUUUAGGUGUAGAAUCUCUCAAUUCAUACCUUCUCCAUUUCAGCCAACGGCCUCAUAAUCCCCUUCGUCCCCACCACCCUCCUCAUAAAUCCACGAGCGAUUAUAGUCCACCCAGCCCCCGACCAUCAAGGAAAGCCAAACAACGUCCCAGCGCAGGGCGCCGUCGACGAGUUUACAGUUUUGCGCAAGCGACAGCACCAGGCCCCCCACCCGCUUGGCCCACUCGACAUCGCGCGCCGACGAGGUCCCGUCGUCGGCGCCCUUGACGACGGCGCCGGCCCUGCGCAUGAAGGCGUCCAGGCGGCGCAUGGCCUCACCGCCGAUCUGGCCCUCGAGAUGCGCCACCACGCCGUCGACGGUGCGGCACCACGGCGAGCCGGCGUGGGGCUUCCCCCGCUCGCCCUCGCCGUCACUGCUGCCGCUGCCGCCGCCGCCGCCCAACGUGACCGGCCAUGGGUCGUCGGCGGGCGAGCUCGCCCAGUACAAAAGGGGCGAAGAGCCACGGCGGGCGACGACGCGGCCGUAGCGCAGGUAGUGGGCCCGGCACCUCUCGAGGCGGGGCAGGAAGCCCGGGUCACCGACGUGCUCGGAGCGCGCAAAGACGCGGCGCAGGCAGCGGCCGUAGUUUGGCGGCUCCACCAUAAGGUCCAGCAGCCCCGAUCCUCCCGCCGCCCCAGUCCCCUGCUGCGGAUCCCGCCGCCGGGUCUCGGGCGCAGCAGCAGCAGCAGGAGCAGCAGUAGCUCCCGCCACCGCCUCCUCCUCCUGCCUCGCGCCGCCGCGCUCGGAGCCCUCAAACACCUCGACCGUCUGCGUCAGGCAGGCCCAGAAAAUGCAGCCCGCAAAGGUCGGCAUGCCCUCGUUGAGGUAGUACUGGAUCACGGCGGGGUUGCACGAGAGGUUCCCCAGGGGCGCCGCGUCGUCGCCGCCGCCACAGUCGUCGACGUGGGAUGAAGAUGCGAGGAUCGUUGUCUUGUUGGGGACGUCCGACGGGGCGGCUUCAUGCAGACAAGUGCCGGCGCCGCUGCCAGGCGGUGGUGGCGGGGUUGGGGCGCUGCUGGCAGCCGGGUCCCCCUGCGUGGCCACCACGACGUGACGCGAGUCGGCCGCCGCCUCCACUGCGGCGUCCUGUCGAAUUGCCUCCCCGCUGGGCCGCGCGCGACUGUCCAUGCGACACGCAUCGGGCUCGUGGCCGGCUCCCUGCUGCUGCUGCUCCGUGGUGGCCCCAUCGCUCGUGUCGUCGCGGCAGAGCCCCGUCGCUUCCGCGAGGAUGGCCGCGACCUCGGCGCUUAGGAGCCCCUGGGCCUGCAGGGUGCUGUCGAGGCGGGAGAUGAUGCGGCACAGGGCCUUGUUAUCCUCCUGGAGCUUCCGGAACCUGGACGCGUGUCGCUUGCGGUAGGCGCGCUGCGCGAGCUUCCCCCGCUCGCUGCGGCGCGUUUUCCGCUCCCGAGUGUCUGGCCCUGUUGCUGCCUGUGUUGGCUGCGAGCCCGUGCUUGGAUCGUCAUUGCCGGUCAUGGUGCCUCUGAUUUAUCCCCGAUGGGCUGCUUGGAGGCUUGGUAAAGCCGAGUUGGCCAUGCGAAGACAUACUCAGCCAGUGCUGACCCUGAUGGAGCCAUUGGGAGCUUUUGUUUCUUUCCCAGGAACCCUUCGAUACAGACUGCCCAGCUCGGUGACAAAGCUGAGAGCGAUAACGUUAUGCGGGGCCCAGUGGGCCCAGUGGGCCCGUCAAAGGAAUGGCUAAACAGGAAGGGAAUAACGUCUACAGUGUAAAGCAUCGGGGCUAAAAUCAUGCUUGCUAUUCCGUCAUUCUUUGCUGCAAAGCCACAACCGCGUUGUGGAGGAGGCGACACCAGCGCUAGCUUACAAUAAUAAAUCACCGGCACCCAAAUCGAGCAAGGGGAUGGACGUAAUUUCCCUGUUUCCACUUGGACGAAGUAAUACCCUAUGAAGGGCGCAAUUCCACACAGGAUAGAAUCAUGAGUCGCAGCCAUGCGCGAGCGUUGACGGAUGGCGCCCAGCUCAGACAAAUAGGCCGAAGAUUAAGCCUGAGGGGAGAGUGCACCUCGAAUGUUGGGGGGGGGGGCUCUCCACCAAACAAGCCUCGGGUCGUUCGCGGGGGAAAGCUUGGCACGGCUGCAAUUCCCUCCACCCUCCAUACGAGGCCCGUCGAUCUGGCAACUAUCAGUCCUUCUUCAUCCGCUUCCCCAGCCUCGACCAUUCAACGAUUCGUGCAACAUUGCAGAGAAUGUCCUUGCGGCCCUUUGAAUCGUCCUGAUUGAGCCAGGCGGUCGGUUUGACAGUGAUGAUGUCCAUCUUUGGAUCCCUCACAUCGUUCACGGUCCCAUCAUAAUAUGUAGCUGGUAUGUGAACCGACAAGAAGCAGACAUAGUUGCGGAUGGCAACGAUGGUGAUGACGGUGCUAGAAGGAAUGUUAGUUGCGAUUGAUAGAAUAUAAUGUAAAGAAGCGGA